Phragmites australis (common reed) is the source of this 1493-nucleotide messenger RNA. Its product is annotated as transcription factor MYBS3-like. Lineage: Eukaryota; Viridiplantae; Streptophyta; Magnoliopsida; Poales; Poaceae. The record is from RefSeq and is a predicted model, not a curated record. Bases 113 to 1216 code for a protein of 367 amino acids. Gene Ontology annotation, biological process: response to auxin; response to ethylene; response to gibberellin. Gene Ontology annotation, molecular function: DNA binding; zinc ion binding. The transcript has 3 exons.
AGUAUAUGAAUAUUGAUACCGCACGCCGCUAGCCCCAGGAUUUUUUUUCUUUUUUUCUUUCCAAGAGAGAUAAGAUUAAAAAGGGGAAAAUAUUCCACUAACCCUAGCCACCAUGACGCGUGACGGCGUGCCGCCGCCGUCGGCGUCCGGCGGCGGGGCGGGGGGCGGGGACGGGCCGAGGCGGUGCUCACAGUGCGGGCACCACGGGCACAACGCGCGCACGUGCACAUCGGCGCGGCCCGUCAGGCUCUUCGGCGUGCGCAUCGGCGACAAGCCCAUCAGGAAGAGCGCAAGCAUGGGCAACAUCGCGCACCUCGGGGCGGAGGGGAGCGGCGGCGGAAGGGAGGAGGGGUACGGCUCCGACGGGGAGCACGAGCGGCCACACAAGAAGAGAGGUGAGGCAUGGACUGAAGAGGAGCACAAAAAGUUCCUAUUUGGGUUGAAUAAGUUAGGGAAAGGUGAUUGGCGUGGCAUAUCACGUAGUUACGUUAUUUCGAGGACACCUACUCAAGUUGCUAGCCAUGCUCAGAAGUAUUUCAAUCGCCAAACAAAUGUGCAUCGAAGAAAGAGAAGAUCAAGCCUCUUUGAUAUGGUGAUUGAUGACUCUUCUGAUCAGCCGCUCUCGAGUUCAUCUUCACAAGAAGUAGAACAACAUUUGGAGGAUCCACAGCCUGUUGCGGCCCCUCCUGCAUCUGUGGUCUCUCCUGCUGCUGUGGCUCCUGUGCCUGUGGAAACACCUGCUUCAGUCCCACCGCCAGUUCCAGUUCCAGUUCCAGUAAUGGCACCUCAGCCUAUGGAACAGGACUCCGUUGCCUCAAGUUCAAGCACCGGAGAAGCAGGGAUUGUGAUGCCAGAAGCCAUGCCCCCCUGUCUUUAUCCAAUGAUGCUUCCCCCUCCUUACUACCACCCUGCAUUUGUUCCGGUACCAUGCUACGGUUAUGCUCCUGUUUUCUACAUGCCACCAGGUGUGGCACAAGCUCCACAUGAGAUUGUGAAGCCCGUUGCUGUGCACUCAAAGCCUCCGUUAAAUGUUGAAGACCUUUACAGUAUGUCGGUACUGAGCUUGAAGGGUGACCCAAGUGCAAACAGUGGAGUGCCUGCUUCUCCUUUGCCCCCGAAGCCAAUUGGUAGACCGGAGAGGCAAUCUGCUUUCCAUGGAAAAGGACCCGCUGGUGGCUCUGUCAGGUGGACUAAUUCCAGUAGUCAAGUGACUUGAUUCUGCUCCUAAAUAUGCCUUGUGUAUUAAUACUUAGAAGAUAGUCAAAUCAUAUUAGCCUGUGCUGCUAAAAUGGUGUUGUGGUUCAUGCAAAAUAUUUAUACUGCUCAUUUUAGCUUUCAUGUUCUGUGGGUAAAUAUAUUUUUAGUUUUCCAGUAGUGUAGCGUUACCUUUUGAUCCAUCAAUUUGCCCAAACUAAAUUCAGAAUGUUGAACGUGACAUAGGAACUGUCAUGUUCCCAUUUACUUUCUGCACAUAAUUUUGGUACAUUCGUUCA